This is a messenger RNA of Morus notabilis, 2706 nucleotides long. Its product is annotated as golgin candidate 4. The record is from RefSeq and is a predicted model, not a curated record. Gene Ontology annotation, cellular component: Golgi apparatus. Bases 179 to 2545 code for a protein of 788 amino acids. Gene Ontology annotation, biological process: Golgi organization; endoplasmic reticulum to Golgi vesicle-mediated transport. Gene Ontology annotation, molecular function: small GTPase binding. The transcript is spliced from 15 exons. Lineage: Eukaryota; Viridiplantae; Streptophyta; Magnoliopsida; Rosales; Moraceae.
UUCAAUUUCGUCUCUCACUCUCUCAAAUCUGAGAGUUCGAUUUUCCUCAAAUUCGAAGCUUCGGAGCUUAGGUUUUUGUGUGUGAAUAUAUACAUACGCGUAUACGUACAUAUAUAUUAUAUAUAUGUAUAUUUUCUGGUUGAGAGCAUUGUGGGGGUGAGGGUUUUGAUUUGGAACGAUGUGGAGCACGAUCGCUAACCUGAAGGAGAACCUGAAUAAGAUCGCGCAGGAUGUGCACGACGACGAAGACGAUGACGACCUCGAGAUCUAUGGCGCCGUUAAUGGAGGUGUUACCUCGCCGGUCUCUGAUAGGAGGAAUUCUCACGGGUUCGCACAUUCCAUGUCGGUCUCGCGAUCACCGCUCGCCAACGGCAUCGAUUCCGCCAACAAUCCCGAGAUUGAGCAGUACAAAGCAGAGGUCAAGAGGCUUCAGGAAUCAGAGGCAGAAAUUAAAGCAUUGUCAAUAAAUUAUGCAGCUUUGUUAAAGGAAAAGGAGGAUCAAAUUUCCAGAUUGAAUAAAGAAAAUGGCUCAUUGAAAAACAAUUUGGAAGCAACUACUGCAGCUCUAAACGUGUCAAGAAAUGGAACCAACGUGCCAAAGGGAAGUGGUGAUGUGUCACCCAACCGGCAACAUAAACUCACAACUCAAGCAAAAAACAGAUAUUUUGGAAAAGAAAUACAUAAUGGUGUUGUCUCUAAACAGGAUGGAAUGAGUAAUGGAAUUACACAUGCUGUUCAACACGAUGCCAUUCAUAGUAAGGUGGAAUCAAAAUACUCAAAUUUUCAGGGGAAAGAAAGGGAGUAUGCAGAUUCGCUAGAAACGAAUAAUAGGUCCUCGGCUGCAGUUCAGGGGACCGGUGAGAUCAGGCAAUUGCGGAUGGAACUUGAGAAGGAGCGUGAUCUUCUUAGAAAUAUACAGUUGAAAUUAGAAGGAGAACAAAAGCUUAACUCCUCUCUCCGAGAGGAGCUCAAAUCGCUUAAAACAGAAAAAGAUAAGACCUCCACUGACAUGAGCAAAAUACAUGCUGAGUUGAAUGAGAAAAUAUCCGCAGUAAGAAGAUUACAAAUGGAGCUGAGUAGAAGGGAGGAUGAAGGUGAUGACAUUGUUGAGAAUUUGAAGAAAUCUAUUGCGUCCCUGGAAAGGGAAAAUGCGAGCCUGAAGAUGGAGAAGAAUGAACUGAAGGCAGCUAUGGACAGGAUUGGAACAGACAAAAAAUCAUCGGUUGUUGCAGAGACUGUGACCAAACAUCCAAAUAAUCUGAAUGAGAAGGUAGAGCCAUCUGCAAGUUUUCCCGGAAGGGAAGAAAUGGAGUUGUCUUUGCAAAAAUUGGAUAAAGAGAUAAAGGAAACGCAGCAUGAAAGGGACAAAGCAUUACAAGAGUUGACCCGUCUUAAACAGCAUUUAUUAGAAAAGGAAUCUGAAGAGUCUGAAAAAAUGGAUGAAGAUAGUAAAAUCAUUGAAGAACUACGUGAAACUAAUGAGCGUCAAAGGACACAAAUAUUAUAUUUGGAGAAAGCUCUGAAGCAGGCAGUUGCAAAUCAAGAGGAAGUCAAGAUGAUUGGGAACAAUGAAGUUCAGAAAUUGAAGGAAGUAAUUGGCGACCUUAAUAAAAGGCUUGCAAACUCUACGAACACAAUAGAUGCCAAAAACGUUGAACUUCUAAAUCUUCAAACUGCUCUUGGUCAGUAUUAUGCUGAAAUUGAAGCCAAGGAACAUCUGGAAGGAGAUUUGGCUCGGGCAAGAGAAGAAUCAUCCAAGCUCUCUGAGCUACUGAAAAAUGCAGAUUAUCAGGCAGACGUAUUAAAAAAGGAAAAGGAGGAAAUAUUGUUUAAGCUUUUGCAAGCUGAAAGGACCGCAACAGAUUGGAAGAGCAGAGUAAAUAAACUUGAGGAAGAUAAUGCAAAACUGCGCCGCGCUCUUGAGCAGAGCAUGACUAGGCUUAAUAGGAUGUCAAUGGAUUCAGAUUAUCUUGUUGACAGACGUAUUGUGAUCAAAUUACUGGUUACCUACUUCCAGAGGAACCACAAUAAGGAGGUUUUGGAUCUUAUGGUUCGAAUGCUGGGAUUCUCUGAGGAAGAUAAACAGAGAAUAGGUGUUGCUCAACAGCAAGGUGCAGGAAAAGGUGUCGUUCGAGGAGUUUUGGGUCUACCUGGCCGCCUGGUCGGUGGCAUUUUGGGAGGAAGUUCUGGCCAACUACCCGCAAAUGCAGCAAUGGAUAACCAGUCAUUUGCAGAUCUGUGGGUUGAUUUUCUUCUCAAGGAAGGUGAAGAAAGAGAGAGAAGGGAAGCCAUGGAUGCUUCUGGCAAGGACAUGGAUGAGUUGCAUAAAACUCCAAAUAUUGCAAAUGCUGCUCCACCUUUGGCCGACCCUAAAACGUCGUCUGGUUUAUCAAGAACAACUCUAUCUCCAAGCCAGAACUCAAGUCCUUUUCCCUUUCGAGGUAAUGUUGGCCAAUCCGAUCAUUCUGAUUCCGAGUUCUCAACAGUUCCUCUCACGUCGUCAGAUAGCAAUUUUAAUAGCUCAAGACUGCUUCAAAAAUAUUGAAUAUAUUCUGCAUAAUGUAAUUAAUCAAAGGUAUAGAUUCUUAUGUGUUGAUGUUGUAGCCAUGCAAUUCUUGUUCAUUUAAUUCUUUCGCGUAAAUGAGUUUAUUGCACAGUUCCCUGGUACUUGUUUGAGUAGCCUAAUUAUAACUGUCGCAUUUAAAG